Molecule: messenger RNA, 577 nt
Organism: Stegodyphus dumicola
Lineage: Eukaryota; Metazoa; Arthropoda; Arachnida; Araneae; Eresidae
Source: RefSeq, a predicted model, not a curated record
AGACUGAAGUACAUUCACCAGUAUGAAGAAAAACAGGCAUCAGGUUGGACGCCGAAAAAAUAUCGAAAAACCCUGGGCGUCGACAAGUUGUCCCUGAACAGUUUCUAUGGCAGCUCAAUUGACCUAUGGCCACAUGGUGCCAGACUUCAAUAAGAUGUCGGCGGAUCCUACUAAAAAAAUCAAAGAUGUCUUUCUUCCCACGUCUGAGGUGAUUGCUAUUUGCUGGGAAUCUGCGAAGGAGUUCGUGCUGCAUGAUGCCUCGACCAAUAUUUUCCUAGCGACCUUUACGACAGCUUGGGCUCGUCUCAAGCUGUUUAGUAAAAUGGAGAAAUUGGAUCGAGACGUCCUGUAUCACGAUACAGAUUCGAUUACCUAUGCCUCGAAUGGUUGCAAUGAUCCCCCCUUGGGCAACUUCCUUAGGGAGAAUUUACGGAUGAACUGGAGGGUGAUGUCAUCAAAACCUUUCGUCUCUGGAGGACCGAAAAACUACGCAUACCAGACGGCCACUGGGAAAACCUGCUGCAAAGUCCGAGGAUUUUCAUUGAACUUCCGCAAAUUCCCAGUUGCUGAAUUUUGA